AUGUCUCCACACACUACCGCCUACGCAGUUGCUGGUGGAAUGGAGUACGAAGAGCCGGUGUCCAGAACUUACCAGUACCGGAAAGUAAUGAAGCCAAUGUUGGAGCGCAAACGUCGGGCCAGGAUCAACCGCUGCCUGGACGAACUCAAGGACCUGAUGGUAAAUGCGCUUCAAGCUGAGGGUGAGAACGUCGCAAAACUCGAGAAGGCCGACAUCCUCGAGCUGACAGUUCGCCACCUUCACUCGCUGAGAGCCGCCAAAAGAUUGACUCUCACUCCUGAAAAUACCUACGCAGACAAGUUUCGCGAAGGAUUCACCCAGUGCGCUCAGGAAGUUUCUACUUUUUUGCAAACAACAGUGACCAGUGUUCACCCAGUGGCCGGUGCUCAGCUCAUUCGCCAUCUCGGUGGCUGCCUCCGUCGGCUGGAAGGACCUGUCAACCCCAACGCCGUUCACCAACAAUCCACUCCGGUGGUUCAACAGCAGCAGCAGCAGCAUCAUCAACACAAUCACCAACAGCAGCUUCCUCCUGCAGUUAUUCCUGCGAAUACUACGACUGUCAUCACCAAGGUACCACAAAAUGUCUACACUCCGCCUCAAAGUCCAAUGAGCGUCGCGAGCUCCUCAGGUGACUCCAGUGAAUCAACAUCCGUCUGGCGUCCAUGAAGCGAGUCGAUACCCACCAUUACAGAUUCCGAGUCGACGGAAGACAUCAGAAAAUUUCCUUUGCGUCGCAGUUUGUUUCCCUUCGUACCGCCGUAUAUCAUAUUUAAUGCGUUCGAUUCUCCUGGACAUGAGCUUCCAUCCUCGCUGGUGAAGCAUCUCAAGUGGAAGCUGAGCUGCAUAACGCCGAUACUGGUAAGAAAAACUGUGAUGAACUCAGGAUUUCGGUUGCUGAAAAAUCCCGACGACUGGGUGGCUAUUUGGGGGAAACAGAUGAAGUCAAAUUGCUUUAAGUCGCUGAAGGACCACCAGAAGUUCAAUCAUUUUCCGGGUACAUUCCAGCUCGGGCGUAAAGACCGUCUGUGGCGCAAUCUCAGUAGAUUCAUGAGCAAGUACGGCAAGAAAGAGUUUAACUUUGUACCGCGCACUUACGUGUUGCCCCAGGACUUGCGUAAUUUCCGUCAGGUUUGGGAAAAGAGUGGUGGCAAAGAAAAGUGGAUUAUAAAACCACCGGCUUCAGCGCGUGGAACGGGGAUUCGUGUCGUCCAUCGUUGGUCUCAGAUUCCCAAAAAACGCCCGCUGAUUGUUCAACAGUAUCUGUCGAAGCCUCUUCUAAUCGACGGGGCUAAAUUUGACUUACGUUUGUACGUUCUUAUUUCGAGCAUAAAUCCUCUGAGGAUAUACAUUUAUCCCGACGGACUGGUGCGUUUUGCCUCUGUUAAGUACAGCGAUGAUAUAAACUACCUCAGCGAUCGUCUCAUGCAUCUAACAAACUACAGUAUUAAUAAAAAUAGCUCAAACUACACGAGUAACGACUGCGCCGAUUCCUGCAGUGGCCAUAAGUGGACCAUCAAAACUUUGUGGUCGUAUUUGGAGAAGAAGGGAGUCAAUACCAGAAAAAUUUGGACCUCCAUCAAGGACAUUGUUAUCAAAACAAUCAUCUCGACGGAGUCGCCCAUAAACUCAUUGACGAAAAUAAAUACCUCGAAUCGUUAUAACUGUUUUGAGCUGUUUGGCGUGGACAUUUUGCUGGAUGAGUCUUACAAGCCUUGGUUGCUAGAGUUCAAUGUAUCACCGUCCUUGCAAUCUUCAUCGGCGCUGGACAUCGCGGUAAAGGGCCCGAUGAUAAAAAAUGUAUUCAAUAUUGUCGGCUAUCGACUGCCAGGUAGUCUCCCAAAACGCGAAAUUAAAAAAUUGAGAUCGUUGUAUGACUAUGAGGAUCUCGUUUGCCAGCUUCCGGUGCUUGACAAGUUGGUACUGUCGAAUGAAGAAAAACAAAAGCAGAAUUUGUACAUCAAUUUGGACAGAGAGGACUACUUGGAUGACAUACUUGAAGAUUUGACGCCGGAUGACCUUAGGUGUUUGAUACAUCAUGAAGACGAAAUCACCCAGACUGAUAAAUUCGAAAGAAUAUUCCCGGCAAAACAUUCGUCUCAUUACUUAGAUUUAUUCGAUGUGCCGAGGUAUUACAAUAUGCUAAUUGACGCUUGGGAAAACAAGUACGAAGAUGAUCGAGAUGAGGGAAUUACUUUGCUCAAAAAACUUUGCCGGGAGAUGAUGCACCUUGAAAGUGAAGCAAUUUGA
Messenger RNA from Cotesia congregata, 2247 nucleotides. NCBI's taxonomy places the organism in Eukaryota, Metazoa, Arthropoda, Insecta, Hymenoptera, Braconidae. The record is from the annotation of a GenBank genome assembly.